Messenger RNA from Varanus komodoensis (Komodo dragon), 7294 nucleotides. RefSeq names its product signal induced proliferation associated 1 like 1 (gene SIPA1L1). The transcript is spliced from 20 exons. Bases 633 to 5300 code for a protein of 1555 amino acids. Gene Ontology annotation, cellular component: cytoplasm. Lineage: Eukaryota; Metazoa; Chordata; Lepidosauria; Squamata; Varanidae. Gene Ontology annotation, biological process: regulation of small GTPase mediated signal transduction; activation of GTPase activity. Gene Ontology annotation, molecular function: protein binding; GTPase activator activity. The record is from RefSeq and is a predicted model, not a curated record.
UUCGACUGGUAGCAGGCGGAGCAGGCAGGUUUGCUGGGUGAGCUCAUCCCGGGCACUGGAGAGGGAGCGAGCAGCAGCCGCAGCUUCUGCACAAGCGGCAGCAGCAACUUUGUUGGCUGAAAUACUUCUUGGGUAUAUUGCACAGUGAUGGAAUAGCAACUUUAAAAUGAUGUUAACGCGACAUUAAGAGGAUAAAACUUGAGGUUAUACAUUUCAGUGUGUAGAUGUUGAAGUUGAAGCCCAUCAGUUUGCCAAGAUGCCAUGAAACUGCAAUAACUUUUAAAACUGAUACAUAUUUUAUUUUCAAAUUAUGCUUGGUUAAAGCAAGUUUAACCACUGAAAUUUGGGGGCUCAAAGCAAUGUUAAUAUAUUUGGAUGUGUGGCAAGAUAAAGGCUUCUUAAAAUGGAUCGAUUAAGACUUUGAAGAAGUCAGCAGUGAUCGAACAACAGUGGUUUGUAAAAGAGUCGCAUCUAUAGACUGUUCAGCCCUAUAUUAAACAAUCACAACUGGGGUCUCAUGCAACCUCUGUAUUUUCUGGAGAACAUUCUCCAGAAGAGAGCUAUAAAGUUAAAAGGCAGAGAUGACUGUAUUUUCUUCUGGAACUCACUAAGGACAAACACAUUUUCCAAUAAUGACCAGCUUGAAACGGUCCCAGACUGAAAGGGCUGUUGCCACUGGAGUCUCAGAUGGAACUCCUAAAGUCCAUUCAGAUGACUUUUAUAUGAGACGCUUUAGGUCACAGAAUGGCAGCUUGGGAUCUUCAGUGAUGGCUCCAGUAGGCCCUCCACGCAUUGAAGGCUCUCAUCAUAUUACUUCUACUCCCGGGGUUCCUAAAAUGGGGGUUAGGGCAAGGAUUGCUGACUGGCCUCCAAGGAAGGAAAAUGUCAAAGAAAACAGUCGAUCAAGUCAAGAAAUGGACACACCAACCUGUCUUGAUAGUAUGUCUGCAAAAAGUAGUCCUGGGAGUCAGGGGAGCUCUAUUAACUUGAAUGCUAGUGACUCUGUCAUGUUAAAGAGUAUCCAAAACACACUUAAAAACAAAACCAGACAAUCUGAGAAUCUAGAUUCUAGGUUCCUCACACCUGAUGGCUACCACAGUUCUCCUAGAAAAGCUCUUCGUAGAAUAAGACAGCGUAGUAAUAGUGACAUUACCCUAAGUGAACUUGAUAUAGAUAGCUUUGAUGAAUGUAUCUCACCCAGUUAUAAAUCUGGACCAUCGCUACACAGAGAAUAUGGCAGCACCUCAUCAAUAGAUAAGCAGGGUACUUCAGGGGAAAGUUUUUUUGACCUAUUAAAAGAUUACAAAGAUGAAAAAUCAGAUCAGAGAGUCUCAAGCACCAGCAAAUUCAGUGGACUCCUUAUAGCUAGUGGAAGUAAGGGUUCGGGAUUUUCUUUGGAUGUCAUAGAUGGACCCAUAACUCAGAGAGAAAACCUCCAACUGUUUAAAGAAAGGGAGAAACCACUGAAGAGACGUUCAAAAUCAGAGACAGGAGAUUCUUCCAUUUUUCGAAAGCUGCGUAAUGCCAAAGGUGAAGGGGAUCUCGGGAAGUCCUCAGACCUUGAGGACAGCAGAUCAGAAGAUAGUGUCAGGCCUUGGACUUGCCCAAAGUGCUUUGCCCAUUAUGAUGUUCAGAGUAUAUUAUUUGAUUUAAAUGAAGUGGCAGUUAACCGGCACAACGUUAUUAAACGAAGGAAUACAACUACUGGAGCUUCUGCUGCUGCAGUUGCAUCAUUAGCUUCUGGGCCAUUGUCCCAUUCUGCAAGUUUUAAUUCCCCUAUGGGCAGUACAGAAGACCUGAAUUCCAAAGGAAGUCUCAAUAUGGACCAAGGAGAUGAUAAAAGCAAUGAUCUUGUCAUGAGUUGCCCUUAUUUUCGAAAUGAGAUUGGUGGGGAAGGAGAAAGAAAGAUCAGCCUUUCAAAAUCUAACUCUGGAUCCUUCAGUGGCUGUGAAAGUGUCUCUUUUGAAUCUACUCUUAGCUCUCAUUGCACAAAUGCAGGAGUGGCAGUGCUUGAAGUACCCAAGGAAAAUCUAAUGUUACACUUGGAUAGAGUGAAAAGGUACAUUGUUGAACAUGUGGAUCUCGGUGCAUAUUAUUACCGGAAAUUCUUCUAUCAGAAAGAACACUGGAACUACUUUGGGGCAGAUGAAAACCUUGGUCCUGUAGCUGUCAGCAUCCGAAGGGAGAAACCUGAAGAAAUUAGAGAAAAUGGUUCUCAGUACAACUACCGCAUCAUUUUCAGAACAAGUGAGCUUACAACCCUAAGAGGUUCUGUCUUGGAGGAUGCCAUACCUUCAACCGCAAAGCACUGUACAGCCAGAGGGUUGCCCUUAAAAGAAGUCCUUGAACAUGUGGUUCCUGAACUAAAUAUACAGUGUCUCAGGUUGGCCUUCAACACUCCUAAAGUGACAGAACAGCUUAUGAAACUUGAUGAACAAGGGCUAAGCUAUCAACUUAAAGUGGGGAUCAUGUACUGCAAGUCUGGACAAAGUACAGAAGAAGAAAUGUACAAUAAUGAAUCGGCAGGCCCAGCCUUUGAAGAGUUUCUUCAGUUACUGGGAGAACGGGUUCGGCUCAAGGGAUUUGAAAAGUACCGUGCCCAGCUAGACACAAAGACUGAUUCAACUGGCACCCACUCUCUUUAUACAACAUACAAGGACUAUGAAAUCAUGUUCCAUGUUUCCACCAUGCUGCCAUACACACCAAACAACAAGCAACAGCUUUUAAGAAAACGACAUAUUGGAAAUGAUAUUGUGACAAUAGUUUUCCAGGAACCUGGAGCAGAAUCAUUCAGCCCAAAGAAUAUUCGUUCCCACUUCCAGCACGUCUUUGUGAUUGUCCGGGUACACAAUCCUUGCACUGACAAUGUCUGUUACAGUGUUGCUGUGACAAGAUCCAGAGAUGUACCAUCAUUUGGACCACCAAUCCCUAAAGGCAUCACCUUCCCCAAAUCAAAUGUAUUCAGGGACUUUUUAUUAGCUAAGGUGAUCAAUGCUGAGAACGCAGCACAUAAAUCAGAGAAGUUCCGUGCCAUGGCCACAAGAACCCGCCAGGAAUACUUGAAAGAUUUGGCAGAAAAGAAUGUUACAAAUACACCCAUUGACCCUUCUGGCAAAUUCCCCUUCAUCUCACUUGCCUCUAAGAAGAAGGAAAAGUCCAAGCCUCACCCAGGAGUAGAGCUCCACAGUUCAGGCGCAAUUGUAUGGAGUCUCCGUGCUAAAGACUACAGCAAAGGCCUAGAUAUAGACUGUCUCCUGGGCAUUUCUAAUGAAUUUGUCGUUAUCAUUGAACAAGAUACAAAGAGUGUUGUGUUCAGUUGCUCCUGCAGAGAUGUAAUAGGGUGGACUUCAACAGAUACAAGUGUCAAAAUUUUCUAUGAAAGGGGUGAAUGUGUUUCUGUGGAAAGUUUCAAAAACCCUGAAGAUAUCAAAGAGAUUGUUAAAAGGCUAGAGCUUGAGACAAAGGGUUGUGAGUCAGUGGAAAUGACUUUACGCCGGAAUGGACUGGGUCAGCUUGGUUUUCAUGUGAACUAUGAAGGAAUUGUGGCAGAUGUUGAACCCUAUGGCUACGCUUGGCAAGCAGGAUUACGGCAAGGCAGCAGAUUAGUGGAAAUCUGCACUGUGGCUGUAGCCACUUUAAGUCAUGAACAAAUGAUUGAUCUUCUACGGACCUCAGUUACUGUGAAGGUUGUCAUUAUCCCACCUCAUGAGGAUUGCACUCCACGAAGAAGUUUUUCAGAAACUCAUUGCAUGCCAAUGAUGGAAUACAAAAUGAAUGAUGGUGGCGUUCCAUAUGAGUUCAAGUUUCCCUUCAGAAAUAACAACAAAUGGCAGCGAAAUGCUAGCAAGGGACAAGGGCCUCAUGUGCAACAACUGCCAUCACAGAUACAAAGUCCUGUUACCGCAAGGGGUGCCUCAGGGAAAGCCGAAGGGAAGAUGCCUCCUCCAGAGCGAUCAGCCAACAUUCCACGCAGCAUUUCCAGUGAUGGGCGUCCGCUGGAGAGUAGAAGAUUAUCUCCAGGCUCUGAUGUCUACGUCACCGUAUCAUCCAUUGCCUUAGCAAGAUCACAGCAGUGCCGUAACUCCCCCAGCAACUUGUCAUCCUCGAGUGAAACUGGCUCUGGUGGAGGCACCUACAGGCAGAAAUCUAUGCCUGAAGGGUUUGGAAUGACUCGAAGAUCCCCUGCUUCCAUUGACAGACAGAAUACGGAUACUAGUGGUAGUGGUAAAUCCACGCCCAGUUGGCAGAGAAGUGAGGAUAGCAUUGUUGACCAGAUGGAGCCGACGUGCCACCUCCCUGCUGUGUCAAAGGUGCUGCCAUCCUUCAGAGAGAGUCCCACUGGAAGACUGAUGAGGCAGGAUCCGGUAGUUCACUUGUCUCCAAAUAAGCAGGGCCACUCUGAUAGCCACUACUCCAGCCAUUCAAGCAGUAACACACUGUCCAGCAAUGCUUCCAGUGUCCACAGUGAGGAGAAAUGGUACGACAGCGGAGACAGGACAGAGUCAGAACUGAAUAGCUACAACUACCUUCAAGGCACUUCUGCUGACAGCGGCAUUGAUACCACCUCCUAUGGUCCCAGCCAUGGCAGCACAGCAUCCCUGGGCAACUCAGCAACAUCUCCUCGAUCAGGACUAGUAAAGGAGAAAGUACCACCGCUAUGGCACAGUUCCAGUGAAGUGGUCUCCAUUGUAGACCGGACGUUAGAAAAAGAGGGCCACAUCAUGGACAGAAAGACAGAAUCUUCACUGAGCUUGGACAUUCAUAGUAAAAAUCAACCAGCCUCCAACCCUCUAACGAGAGAGAACAGUGCUUUUAGCCUUAGUGACACUAUUUCCCAUGCAAGUACCAUGGGGUCCCGACACUCUACCAGCCCUGUUGUCUUCACCAGUGCCAGAAGUUCACCUAAAGAGGAGCUUCAUUCAGCCACUUCCCCACAGCUGGCACCUUCUUUCUCUUCCUCUUCCUCCUCCUCUGGCCCUCGGACUUUCUACCCACGUCAGGGUGCCACUAGCAAGUACCUGAUUGGAUGGAAAAAACCUGAAGGCACAAUAAACUCAGUGGGGUUUAUGGAUUCAAGAAAGCGUCACCAGAGUGAUGGUAAUGAAAUGGCACAUCCUAGGUUGCGUGCAUCAGCCAGGGACCUUCGAGCCUCACCAAAGUGUGCAUCUAAGUCAAAUAUUGAGGAAGAACUGAAGAAGCUGAUAGAUCUAGACAGCCCAACACCAGAGUCUCAGAAAAAUUUUAAGAAGACUCCACCCACUGCUGUUUGCAUACCAUUGCAUGGAUAUAACAACAAUUAGAAUAUUCAUAAAAUAAUAGUAAAUUUGAAAGCAACAACAAUAUAAUGGUGACAGCCACAGUAGAUAAAACAAAGCCAUCAGAUUAAACUUGCCCAUGAGAUAUAGCAUAUGCCUACCUAAACAAGAAGAUUUCAGCCAUGCAAUGAAACACCAUUGAAAAGGCUGCCAGCUGAGCUCCAUGAGCAGAGAAUUCCACCAUUUAUACAUGAUUAUGAAGAAGGCCCUUUCUUCUUCCCUCACCAACCAUGCUUUAACUGGGACAUAGGGAAUGGUUGUCAGAUCUUCUCUGGGCAGGCUGGUUCCUAAAGUAUCUUUGCCUCAACCCUUUUUAUGGCUAAGUCUAAGCAACUUUGAUGUGCUUAUAGGAUGUGAGUGUGAUACAAAUUAUGUAAUUAAAAUAAUUGUACAUAAAAAUAAAUUAUGUAAAAAAAUAACCUUGCUCAUUUGCUUCAGAGUAUGGUUGCCACAAUAUUAAUUAGCUCCAGCCACAGAGAAUGCAACCAUUUUUCCAGGACUAUACUGACUUCCAGUUAAUUUCCAGGGCUCAGUUCAGAGUCUAAACCCUAACCUUUUAAAACCUGACUUGGUAUAGGACCAGUUUAUUUUAAGGAGACCUGCUGAGGUAUAUCUCCUUGCAUUUUGAAGGAGCCUGGGGCCAAAAGGUACAGAGAAUCACAUUCUUGGCUCUUGGCCCCUGCUGUGGAAUGAGCAAGCCAGGAUGGUGCCAAAAUCAUUGUUUGUUGAGCUCCAGGAGUUGACCAAGAAAGGCUUUUUAGGGAAUUCUUUCCAGAUUGUUUACAAGAAAGAAAUGACUUGCAUGAGCUGCUAGUAGCUGUUGUUGCGAUUUGGUGAUUUUAUUAUUUUUGUUUAGAAGCUGCUUUUUGCUGAAAGGUGGGAGUAUAAAAUGAUAAAUAAAUAACCUUCAUGGCACAAAGUUGAAUCUGAAAGAAUUAGAAUGUCACCAGGAAAGUAUCUUUGUGAUUCAAGGGAAAGACUUUUAAUGCUUUCUAUUCUAUAAAGAAUCUAUGGCAUCUUACACUAUUGCAGGUUAGCAGUGCUCCUGGAAACUUUCACCCACUGAUCCAUGGUAACGAGAAUGAUGCAUGAAUUUUCCUCAUGAACAGUAACGCUGCCACUGGCUUCAUAUGAUGAGCUCAGGGGGGUUCUGUUCCUACACAGUUUUUAGGGCAGAUGUCAGUAUAUUAGCAGCUGCAGUGGUUUUAUACAUUUUAUUUCUGCAUGCAACCUUUCGUUAGGAAGUGACUCCACGUUGAAGGGCUGCUAUUGCUAAUUGCACAUUGAGUUUCAAACAUCACCUUAUCCACUUGAAUGGCUCUUCCACUUUUCUGAUCAGAGAGCCUGAGUAAUGGCACCUUGACUGUGAGCUGAACUUUCCUACAGCAGGCAUGCCUCAUUUCAUCCGGGCCAGACUUACUCCCAAACUUUACUCUUUCUCCAUCUAUAAAUGUGUGUGUGUGUGCGCAUGUGCAAAAUAAAUCUACCCAAACAAUUCCUUAAGGUUUCACCAGACAUAGUAAUGAUUUAACCACCUUGAAGCAUCCUUCUUGGGGAGAGAGCCCUGAUUUCGGAGACCUUUGUGCUGAAAGCCACUGCUUAACAUUUCAUGCUUGUCAGGGUCUAAAUGGUUUCCACAGCAACCAUGCAAAAGAGGGCACUUGCAACUUCUUUCUUUGCUUGUCAAAACCCAAAGAGGCUUAUUAAAACUUGUAAGUAUGUGGGUCCAUGUACAGAUCAUUUUUCAGUGUUGCUUUUGAGGCUGAAGCAAAGGAAAAUUGCCACAGGCAAGGGUCCCUUCUGCCCCAUCAACUGCUGACUGGCUUUGUGAGGGGAGAGAUGAACCUUUCUCAUGACAUAUCAGGCAAGGGCUAUUCUCCUUUUGCAAAAGCCAUAUUCGUUUAAAUGAUUGAUUGCCUUAAUAAGUGUCAGUUUGUGCCUGUUUUGACAAACUGCUGGUCAAUGGAGCCUUCUCUUUC